This is a messenger RNA of Anneissia japonica, 1486 nucleotides long. Its product is annotated as probable tRNA(His) guanylyltransferase. Lineage: Eukaryota; Metazoa; Echinodermata; Crinoidea; Comatulida; Comatulidae. Gene Ontology annotation, biological process: tRNA modification. The transcript has 7 exons. Gene Ontology annotation, molecular function: magnesium ion binding; tRNA guanylyltransferase activity. Bases 191 to 1003 code for a protein of 270 amino acids. The record is from RefSeq and is a predicted model, not a curated record.
AUCAAUAGAGGGCGUUAUCAGUUUAUUGAUAUUUUUCUCACUGUAAAUCCUAAAUAAAUGUAGAGUACUGUACAGAAAUUUUUAAAAAGCACAGUAGGCCUAGAUAUGUUUUCUUCAAAAUGAAUUUGUAGAGAGUCAAUGGUUUUAAUAUUCAUAAGACAUUGCUCAGUGAUUAUUGGAUGUAUAUGAAAUGGCCAACAGCAGGUUUGAAUAUGUGCGGCAGUUUGAGAAAGAGGAUGCUUGUCUUCCUAACUGCUGGAUUGUGGUACGCAUUGAUGGAAGAGGUUUUCACAAGUUUUCAGAUGAGCAUAAGUUUGAAAAACCUAAUGAUGAGGGCGCCCUUCUACUAAUGAACAAAUGUGCAGAAUGUGUAAUGAACGAAUUCAAAGACAUUGUUAUAGCUUAUGGUGUCAGUGAUGAAUACAGCUUUGUUUUCAGGAAGCAAACAACACAAUUUAGUCGAAGGGCAAGCAAAUUAAUGUCCAAUUUGGUAUCGUUGUUCGCAUCCUGCUACGUGUUCCAUUGGAAGGAAUACAUCAACCAGGACGUACCACUCAAGUACCCUCCAGCAUUCGAUGCCAGGGCUGUCUUGUAUCCUAGCAACCAGAAUCUCAGGGACUACCUCAGUUGGCGUCAAGCUGAUUGUCAUAUCAACAAUCUCUACAAUACUUGCUUUUGGAAACUUGUUCAGGAAGGUAAUUGCAGUCAUGCAGAAGCAGAGGAAAGGUUAAAGGGAACCCUGUCCAGUGACAAGAACGAGUUGCUGUUCUCACAAUUUCAUGUGAAUUACAAUCAACUAGAAGAGUUCUACAGAAAGGGAACAAUUCUUAUAUGGAAAAAGGUUGAUGAAGAAAUAAUAAAAUUGUGCCGUAGUAAAGACAGUGCAGAAGAAACGGAGAGAACCGUUAUACGAACACGUAGAAAAGUUGUGCAUCUGCAUACAGACUUAAUAGGUGAUGAAUUCUGGCAAGAAAAUCAUGAAAUAUUAGGAAGUUUAAAUUGAUUCUAAAAUCAGUUCAUGAAGAAUUAUUGUUGGAAUCCUGUUUUAUGAAGUAAUCAGGGACACUGGAGCAAUGGAUGACAAUGUUUACUGGUUCAGAAUACAGUAUUAGUAAUGUUGAUGUUUUGUGAAGUAAUCAGGGACACUGGACCAAUGGGUAACCAUGUUUACUGGUUCAUAAUACAGUAUAAAUAAUGUUUGUGUUUUGUGAACUAUUCAGUGACUGGACCAAUGGGUGAAAAUGUGUACUGGCUAAUAAUACAAUAUAAAUAAUGUUGAUGUUUUGUGAACUAUUCAGUGAUACUAGACCAAUGACUUAACUGUUAAUAAUACAGAAAUAUUAAUGUAAAUAACCAGGACACUGGACCAACAGAUAGAUGUCUCAUCAACCCUUUCCCAAAUCACAAGAAGAGCUGAGUAGCUGUUGGCUAACCAGUCAUUGCUAUGGUUUACUAUGCCUAAAUAAAAGUACAGUAAUACUAAUGA